AGGUGGAGCUCGUUUUAACCACGUUGUGUGUAGUUUUGUGUGAACUUUCUGGGGAAAUGCUAAGACCUGGACCUAAGCAGCGCUGUGAUUGGCUCCUGGGUCGUGUGACGCAAUUCUCCAAGCAAAGAGCAAAAUAAAUGCUCUCCGGUGUUCAGACCGCGUCUGAGUCCUGUCCCAGAAAAGCGCCGCAAACUUUUCCGACCUAGCAGAGAAAACUCAUGUAAGAAAACGGAUGACGGAUCGCCUCGAAGCUGGAUUCGUGUGGCCGCCUAGUUUUCCCGCUGUGUUUUCAGAGACUUUAGACCGGUGGUCGGUUUGGUUUGCUUGUUUUUUAAAAUUUUUUUUAACGCGAAGUCCAGGUCUCCGGGAUUCGCCUCUCAUCUCGAAGUUCCCAAGAUGAACUUCGGUCCGGUGGUCGGGAAACUUUCUACUCAGGUGUUGGUGGCAGCACUCCUCUUUGGGCUGGUGUGUCACGCAGCCGACCCUCCAGCAUCUCAGUGGUCCAGCGAUGAAUACAGAAACCUCACCCUCCGACGACCCAGGACCUGCGUCGAGAACGAGCAGUACCUCCACCAGGGACUCUGCUGCCUCAAUUGCCAGGCUGGAACCUUUGUGCAGAAGGCCUGUGAAAGAGACCUGGAACAAGGGACCUGUCUUCCCUGUGAGCAUGGACAGACUUACACCGAACACUCCAACGGGAUGAACCGCUGCCUGCCGUGCACCCACUGCCGCUCAGAUGAGUUUGAAACUGUCCCCUGCACCCCAACCAGAGACACCAAGUGCCAGUGCAAGCUGGGGACGUUCUGUGUUCCAGAUCAGGCCUGUGAGGUCUGCAAACGUUGUGCCACGUGUAAAAAGGGGGAGGAGGAGGUGAAGAAGUGCACCCCAUUUUCUAACACAGUGUGUCGAAAACGGGCUCCAUCCCCUACAGAAACCUCCCCAGCUCUUCCUACGCCGACCCCUUCAACUCCAGGGGACUUUGUUAUUCCUUUAUGUAUAUUCGUGGUCUUCCUCCUCAUUUUUCUUGCUGGACUGGCCGUGUGGUUCAUCAAGCAGCAUUCAUGUGAAAUACCAUGUUCAAAGGGCCAUUGUGAUUCCCGUGAAAUUGUGAAAAUUCCUAUUGAUGAGAGUGGAGCCACAGCAGAGGAGAGACAGAAUAAUCAGAAUGCGGGUCUGGAGAGCGAGGAGCCCCGGCCGGAGUCACGACCCCUGCUGCAGGAGACCCAGGCUGGGAUAACCAAGUCUCCCCCCCUCGAAGAUGAGGACCGAGGACUGGGGGACAGUUUGCCCAACACCACCAGUUCGUCUCAGACCAGUCUGUCGGCCCUGCCCACAGCGGCUUCCUCUGGCAACACUCCACACCAGAGCCCCAACGCCUUCAGACCGCCGCCUGCAGACAUGGAUGAUCCUCUGCGACAUCAAUUGGUGCCACUACUAGGGUCAGAAAAAUCCCUAAAGAAGAGCUUUGAUUUGUUCGAUGAGUACCUGGACGUGCGGAUCCACAACAAGUUCUUCAGAAUGCUUGGAGUCAGUGACAACCACAUUCGGAUUGCAGAAAACGGCGCCUCUGGUGACAAAGUUUACGAACUGCUGAAGAACUGGAUGCAGAGCCAGGGACUGAAAGCCGACAUUAACGACCUGUUAGAGGUGUUGCUUAGCAUGGACCAGCGCCGCUCGGCUGAGAACAUCGCUUCUAAGGCUCUGAGGAGAGGCUACUACAAGCACGCAGACACACGGGGGCCGCAAGUGAAGUAAACACAUUUAACGCAAGAACAACUAAAAGCACACAGACACUGUCGGUGGACGCCGUGUCUCACGAACAGGCUUACCUCUUUGUGGCUGACGAGCCACGUAUUCAAAAGCCAGUAGUUUUAAGAAGAAAAAAACAAAAAGGGGAAGGUCGCGUCGUAUUGAUCAGUGCUCUGAGGACGUUGACCAUCUGCCAAAUAUGGCAAAUGGAGAAGAAGUUUUGUGGUCAAGCAGCGUUACCACCACAGACGACCGUAAAAACGUUUUCAGAAAGAGCAGGGGGGGGAAAUGAAGGCGUCAACUUCGGCAGGCAGACACGGCUGCAUGUUUCCAGGCUGUAACGAAGCAACGCACAGCCGAAUACUGAAAGCUUAGAAGUUUCCGGGCAUGUGUCUCAUCUGGUCGUCUGCCCAGAUCAUAGUUCACUACCUGGAGACAAGGAUAUACACUGGUUUGUAGGAGUGGCAUUAAGCUAUGUCACUAAUACUGUGCCUCUUUGAUGCACUGACCUCUGGCACAUGUAGGAUUUAAAACUACAAUCAUGCUAUGUUUGGUUGUUUUGUUUUUUGUUUUUUGUUUUUUUUUUUUAGGCUCCCUGAAACCAUAUGUAACAGUCCAUGAGUAAUUUCCUGACUAAUAAUAGGAAAAUAUUGUCCGUUUGUUAUGGCAACAGUUAGUGUGCAGCCUUACUAAUCAUAAACUUUACCUCUUCAAUGCCAUUUGAUAACCUAAAUUUACUUUUAGGUAUGUUGUUUUUAUAACGAUUUCGUUCAAAGUGGCUCAGAAAUGUCCGGUUUUGUACAAUCAGGCCACAUUGUAGAAAUGUUUUCUCUAUUUUGUCGUCUAGUCUUUUAUUUGUUCAGUGUUACUACUCUUUCAUGACAUUGGAGAAGGAAUUUCACAAGCUGUUUCUGUCGGAACAACUGUUAUUAGUUUAGUCCAAUUUUUUCCAGAAUGUUUUCAAGUGACUUAGAAAACGUCAAAGGUCGUUUUAUUUAUUGAUAUAUUUAUUUUAAUGAAUAAUAAUUAUCUUUUAUUAUUUAUACCAUUGUCAAAAGCGACCCUGGAAAACAAGCACACUGUCUAAAUUGUGUUGUGAUGAUGUUUAGCUACAGGGCAACAUGACUGACAUCAAAUUUUUUUCAAGGUGUGGCUGAGACGUGUCGUGUUGGGUUAAACUCCGCUCCUGCUCGCUGCACUGCGUUUAGCGCAACACUUCGGUCCACACUGUCCAUUUGUCCAUGUUACUUGUGCCAUUUCUUCGCAGAUGAGCUUCCUCUUUUGACCACAUUCAUCACGGCGUUGAAGGUGAAAAUGAGGGCUGACCUGUCGAGUCCAGCUGUUUUUAGUUGACCGACUGACCGAAUAGUCUUUUCUGUGCGUGUCAGCGGUGACGUGAGGUGCAGGUACGGAUUGUUUUGUCUUAGUUAGACUCAGACAAGAUGAAGGAAACUUUUUUUCUGGAUUAAAAUAAAAAAAAAAGAAGCUCAAUUUUAUUUCCCCUGUUCUGUCCCGUGUACAUACGAAUGUCCGGAGAGCAUUGACGCCUCACAAAAUGUAUAUGUAUAUAUUCAGCUCUGUUAACAAACCAAAAUGAAUAUAGUGAGGAAUGAAGCUAUUGGAGACAACACACAGACCAGAGUGGUGGCGAUGGCUGAUGUUGUGACAUUUUAAACUAGAAUUUGCCCGUUUUUCUGCAGUCUCUUAUGUAUAAAGCACAGAGUUACAGAGUUAUAUAUUAUUGCUGACGAGUGAUGCUACAGUGCUGGCACUGCCAUCUAUUGACAGACAAUGAAAUUACAGCCUGCAUCAAUUUCUAGGGACCCUAUACACUGCUCUCUCACUCAGCCUUCUUCUUUUUUAUUUUUUCCAGCUCAUAGCCUUUCGUCUCUCAGCCUCUCCUGAAGUAGCAUAGCAGUGAAUAGGCUUCAUGCAUGUUCGUGUGAGUGUAUGUCUCUUUUUUUUUUUUUUUAAAUAUACUUUCUGUGUUUUUACAUAUUCCACUGCAAGUCCUAAGCUGUUCAAUAGUGCUCCAGCUUUCUGUUCAGCAUUACCGUUAAGCCAUUUCCCUCUUAGUUAUUGUUUGCUUGUCAUGGAUUUCAGAUUUAAAUUAUGCAAAUACAACAAAGCUGUUUUUAUGUCAAUUUCAAAUAAAUGUUUUGUACAGAUAA
This is a messenger RNA of Toxotes jaculatrix (banded archerfish), 3920 nucleotides long. It is a transcript of the gene tnfrsfa, whose product is annotated as tumor necrosis factor receptor superfamily, member a. Gene Ontology annotation, biological process: TRAIL-activated apoptotic signaling pathway; positive regulation of apoptotic process. The transcript has 10 exons. Bases 397 to 1755 code for a protein of 452 amino acids. Gene Ontology annotation, cellular component: plasma membrane; cell surface. The record is from RefSeq and is a predicted model, not a curated record. Gene Ontology annotation, molecular function: protein binding. NCBI's taxonomy places the organism in Eukaryota, Metazoa, Chordata, Actinopteri, Toxotidae.